Molecule: messenger RNA, 372 nt
Organism: Peronospora matthiolae
Lineage: Eukaryota; Oomycota; Peronosporomycetes; Peronosporales; Peronosporaceae
Source: the annotation of a GenBank genome assembly
AUGAAGACAUUCAUCGGCUUGUUUAACAAGAAACAUCCGGAUUCAUCCGUAAACACGUUUGAGUACCUGAUGUCAAUGCUUAAGGGUGACCAUAUCCUUGGACUUCUGCUUCGUAAAGCAAAAGAAGAGAAUCACGAUGUUUUGAACCUUGAGAUGGAAUUACAUCACAUGUGGGCGGAUGAUGACAAUAUAGCGCCGAGAGAUCUCGCUCCUUACAUCGAGGAAAUGCUGGGUGAGGGAAAGCAGGCCACCAGGAAUACUCUAGAUAUGGACGUGUCGUCUAUCGUGCAGAAAAUGGAGAAGGACUACAACAAGUUCUACAUGAAAAAAUUCCCGGACGACGUAAAGAACCACAUGACUUUUGCCCAAUAA